UCGGACGUCGCUGCGAGCCAAGCACACGCUCUUUCCCAGCUCACGCGCUUCGGCGGCGGUAUAAAAGCGUCUGUGUUCCCCCCACCACCGUCAUGUCUGAGUCGCCGGACAAACGGAGAAAGAUGGAGUCUGCCCUGGACCAGCUGAAAAAAUACACCGUAGUUGUCGCAGACACCGGAGACUUCAACGCCAUUGAAGAAUAUAAGCCCCAGGAUGCUACGACAAACCCCUCCCUCAUCUUGGCAGCAGCCAAGAUGCCAGCCUAUCAGCAGUUGAUGGACCAGGCAAUCAAAUAUGGCAUUGCCCAAGGCGGGACUGAAGAUGAGCAAGUGACCAACACUGUGGACAAGCUCUUUGUAAUCUUUGGGCUGGAGAUUCUGAAGAAGAUCCCUGGUAGAGUCUCCACAGAGGUGGAUGCAAGGCUGUCAUUUGAUAAAGAUGCAAUGGUGACUCGUGCACGAAGACUCAUUUCCCUGUAUGAAGAGGCUGGAGUGAGUAAAGAUCGGGUGCUUAUCAAGCUUUCUUCCACGUGGGAGGGCAUUCAGGCUGGCCGGGAGCUGGAGGAAAAGCAUGGGAUCCACUGCAACAUGACCCUGCUGUUCUCCUUUGCCCAGGCAGUGGCUUGUGCUGAGGCCCGGGUCACCCUCAUCUCGCCCUUUGUUGGACGCAUCUUGGACUGGUACAAAGAGAACACUGACCGCAAGAGCUAUGAGCCGCACGAAGACCCAGGUGUGCUGAGCGUCACUAAGAUCUACAACUACUAUAAGAAGUUUGACUACAGUACUGUGGUGAUGGGUGCCUCCUUCAGGAAUAUUGGAGAAGUUAAGGCUUUGGCUGGCUGUGACCUGCUUACAAUCUCACCAGGGCUGCUAGGAGAGCUCAGUCAGGAUCACAGUUCAGUGUCCUGCACGCUCACUCCACAGGGAGCAAAGACAUGUGAUCUAGAGAAGUUGCACCUGGAUGAGAAGGCUUUCCGCUGGCUUCACAAUGAGGACCAAAUGGCUGUGGAGAAGCUCUCUGACGGAAUCCGUAAAUUUGCUGCUGAUGCAGUAAAACUUGAGACCAUGAUCAAGGAGAAGAUGUUUAGCGUGAAGAAUGGACAGUAAUGGAGAAGAGAUGAGGGCCCUGGUGGUCUAGCAGAGGGACUUCGCCUUCUGACUCUUGAUCUCCCCCCAUUCCUGAUGGCCCGUUGAGCUACACUGUGCCACUCUUGGCUGAAAUUGUGACUGACUGCUGAUAGGUUCCAAUGUUGAACGUUCCCUAGUCUUAAAAUUGUGACCAAAAAUAUGAGCUGCACUAAUUAUGAACGUCUAACAAUUGCACUUUUAGCCAUCAUCUAGGAUCAGAAAAAUCCCUUUAUAUCAUAAUAAAUUAGUACCAAGAAAACUUAUCUCAGAUGUUCAAUUAGGUACUUUCUACCUACUCCUCCUCUCCAAGAUGCUGUUGGAAACGGGAGUAGCCUAAGGGCUAGAGUAAAGUGGAUGCCAGCUGUGCAGAUAGAUACAUUUGUAAGGACCAAAGGCCUUGUAACAGGUCCAUGAUCAUGACUAAGUCAGAUCCACUUCUUCAUAUUUCCAAUAAACCCUUGAAGGGAAGUCCCAAACGUUUCACAAAGAAACAAUUUCAGGACAUAUGAGCUAAAUCCCAGUUAUUAAAGAUGUCUUUCCUCAA
Messenger RNA from Colossoma macropomum (tambaqui), 1671 nucleotides. It is a transcript of the gene taldo1, whose product is annotated as transaldolase 1. The record is from RefSeq and is a predicted model, not a curated record. The transcript is spliced from 8 exons. The coding region runs from base 93 to 1106 and encodes 337 amino acids. Gene Ontology annotation, biological process: pentose-phosphate shunt, non-oxidative branch; pentose-phosphate shunt; carbohydrate metabolic process. Gene Ontology annotation, molecular function: transaldolase activity. Gene Ontology annotation, cellular component: intracellular anatomical structure; cytoplasm. Lineage: Eukaryota; Metazoa; Chordata; Actinopteri; Characiformes; Serrasalmidae.